AUGUCUUCCUCUGCUCUGUCACUACUUUCUCUAUCCCUACAAGCAUGCAGAGCCGUUCACCAUCCUGCCCGGAAUUCCUUCCGACUGCUUGCCACUGCGACACCGAACCCCGAAACCACUCAGUCCGAGCCUAACACACACUUUCGCAUAACCCUCCGCCGUUCCGCGAUUUCCCUGCCCAAGAAGAUCAAGGGCACACUCUUGGCACUGGGGAUUCAUCGGCGCAUGCAGACGGUGUACCACAGACAUGAUCCAGAGACGGCCGGCAAGAUCUUGCGGGUGAAGGAGUUGGUCGAGGUGCACAACGUCCCCGCGUCAGCUGUGAGGACUAAGACGGAGCAGAGGCGCGAGAGGAAGGCAAGCAGGGGUUACGCAGUAGUUGGGUCGAAGUUGGAAGAUGCGGGGCUAUGA
Sparassis crispa is the source of this 411-nucleotide messenger RNA. Its product is annotated as Probable 54S ribosomal protein L33. The transcript has a single exon. Gene Ontology annotation, molecular function: structural constituent of ribosome. Lineage: Eukaryota; Fungi; Basidiomycota; Agaricomycetes; Polyporales; Sparassidaceae. Bases 1 to 411 code for a protein of 136 amino acids. Gene Ontology annotation, cellular component: mitochondrion; large ribosomal subunit. Gene Ontology annotation, biological process: translation. The record is from RefSeq and is a predicted model, not a curated record.